UUUUGCAUCGCAUUUGCCAGUACAGCGGCUCCUGAACGCCGCGACGCGAAGACAGCCAACAAGCCAACGGGUCUUACAAAGUUUCACCAGGAAGUUUCGCGCCGAUCGCUAACCGCGCAUACGGGAUUUCAACGCGGCGACUUUCAUGUGCAUCAUACGCCCGCGCGCGUGUCAAUGAUUUGUGUAAAGUGCGCGCAGCGUUGGUUCCUGGACUUUGAGAAAUAAAUGUAAAUAAAUCCCGCUUGGAGUCACCAACGUAACCAACUCAGAACCGCUGCAAAAUGUCGGAGAUAGUUUACCCGCCUGGCUGCAGGCCAAUCACAGACGACCUCGGCGCCGACGAGCUCAUCCGACGCCUGAAAACCCUCGCGCAUACACUCCAGGCCAUGGGACAAGACGAGGGCGCCUACCAACAGUACAUCCCGCUCGCAUUACACCUUGCUGAAGAGCAAUUCCUCUCACAUCCGUCUCGGGACGUUCAGCUUCUGAUUGCCUGCUGCAUCGCUGACGUACUCCGCGUAUACGCUCCAGAGGCUCCGUAUAAGGACACCGAUCAAGUGAAAACAAUCUUCCUCUUUUUAAUCACACAACUAUCAGGGUUAAAAGACCCCAAAGACGCCGCUUUCAAGCGAUAUUUUUACCUCCUCGAAAAUCUCGCAUAUGUUAAAUCAUUCAACAUGUGUUUUGAAUUGGAGGAUUGUCAGGAGAUUUUCUGCGCAUUGUUUCAUCUGAUGUUUAAAAUCGUCAACGACGAACACUCCGGCCGAGUGAAGAGUUUCAUGUUGGAUGUUUUAUGUCCAUUGAUCACUGAAAGUGACAUAGUCAGCAAUGAGCUUCUGGAUAUUAUCCUGAUGAAUAUUGUUGAGCCAAACAAGACGAGCAAAAAGAACGCGUAUUUGUUAGCAAAAGAGUUGGUUGUGAAGACGUCUGACACAUUGGAGCCUUACAUUCAAGGUUUCUUCAAUCAGGUGUUGAUUCUUGGUAAAGAAGACAAGACACUUUCAAUUUGCGGCAAAGUUUAUGAUUUGAUUUACGAAUUGAAUCACAUUUGUCCGCAUAUUCUAUUAGCAGUGCUGCCACAGCUCGAAUGCAAACUGAAAAGCCCUUCGGAGAGUGAGCGUCUAGGAGCUGUGGCGCUUUUGGCGCGAAUGUUCAGCGAAAAAGAUUCUGAGCUCGCGCGUCGUCACACUCAACUAUGGCGUUCGUUUCUGGGUCGUUUCAAUGAUAUUUCUGUCGGAAUUAGGACAAAAUGCGUUCAGUAUUCGAUGCAUUUCCUGUUAAAUCAUCCAGAUUUAAGGAAGGACAUCACAGAUACUUUAAAAAUGCGUCAGCAUGAUGCGGAAGAGACUGUGCGCUAUGAAGUUGUCAUGGCGAUUGUUACAACUGCUCGGAGAGAUUUCCAAGUGGUGUCUGACAGCGAAGACCUGCUGGAAUUCGUCAAGGAGCGCACGUUGGAUAAAAAGUUCAAAAUCCGUAAGGAAGCGAUGAGUGGACUCGCGAUGAUUUACAGAAAACAUCUCUCUGAUCCUGACGUGCCGAACGCCACAAAGAAAGCUGUCACUUGGAUCAAGGAUAAAAUCCUUAACGGUUAUUACAUGGCAGGUAUGGAGGAUCGUUUGUUGGUGGAACGUCUACUUAACACGUGCCUCGUUCCCUUCCAACUGCCCGCUGCUGAAAGAAUGAAGAAACUUUAUCAUCUUCUUGGAACUGUUGAUGAUCACGCACGCAAGGCAUUCAUGGAGUUGCAGAAGAAUCAACUCUGUGUGAGGAAGCUUGUCCUCGAAUGGCUUGAUUUGCAUCGACGUCCAUCAACAUCUGAUGUAGCUAAAGAGUCGAUGAGUAAAGUAACUUCUCUGUCGCGAUGUCUGCCAGAGCCUGUCAAAGCAAACGAAUUUCUGACGAAGUUUUCUAAUCAUCUUAGAAAAGAUGCAGCGCUCUUGGAUGCGAUGGAUACAGUCGCUCGGCCGUCGGUUAGUUGUCAAGAAUGUUCUGAGGCUACUGCGAGCGUAUUAAAGAAGCUCGGCCAGCCGGUUAUGACGAAUUUGUACUACAACACAGUGAAGAUGCUUCUGGAGAGAGUUAGCAGUGUAAUGGUUGAUCACAAUGCAAUUAAACUACUUGUAGGCUAUGUGGAUGAUUGUUUGCGUGGAGGGAACACGGUCGAAGAAGUUGGGUUACACCCAGCGACUGCUGGCGACCGCGGAUUGAAACUGCUUGUCAUGUUGAGUAGUGUUUUCCCAUCGCAUUUUCAUCAUACGGAUGUUUUGGAGGAGUUGAUGGAGAUGUUGAAUAUUGAGGAUGAAAAUGUGGCGCCUUUAGUUCUUAGCGUUUUCACUUGGUUAGGAAAAUAUAAAAGUUUAUCUGAAGAUUUCCCGCAACUGAUGGAGUCUCUCGCCCCAAUGUGUAAAAACUUUGCUGAAACCGGCACACCAAAGCAGGCGAAACAGGCUAUCCGCUGUAUAUACGUGAAUAUGGUCGAUUUGCACGAUACGCUAUUCCCUGCCAUCCUAGAAGCAACGAAGAACAACUUGGAGCCGCAGAAUUUAUACUAUCGCACGGCGAUUGUCACUUUGGGUCAUAUUGCGUUCAACGUGCCCGAAAAAUGCAAAGUUCAAAUCAAAAAUAUUGUUUCCCGAAAGAUUGUAAAAGAAUUGUUGGUGAAAGAUGUCAAAGAUGGCGAAGAAUGCCACGAUAUGGAAACGACGUGGUGCUCCGAAGACGACCUACCCGAAGAAACACGCUGUAAAAUCGAAGGUCUCAAAGCAAUGGCUCGUUGGCUGCUUGGGCUGAAACAAGAUAUUGCAUCCGCGCAGAAAACAUUCCGCAUGCUUAACGCAUUCAUUCUACACAAGGGUGAUUUGCUGCAAUCAGGCAAACUAUCUCCGGCGGAAAUGUCCUGGUUGCGCUUAUCCGCCGGUUGCGCGAUGCUGAAAGUAUGCGAACAGAAAGGCGUUGGUGAUCAGUACACCGCCGAACAAUUCUACAACCUCGCUACGCUGAUGACGGACGAGGUGAAGCAAGUACGCGAAUUAUUUGCUGCUAAACUACAUAAGGGUUUGUGCCGCGGCUUGCCGAAUAAAUGCCUACCCUUGGAUUUCAUGGGCUACUACGCCCUUGCCGGCAAGGAACCCGAUAAUAAGCUGAAACAGACUAUCAAAAACUACAUGGUGGCCGAUAUCAAUAAGCGGCGUGAUUGCGUCAAGACGUUGACAAUGGGCGCGGGACAAAUCGACAAGGCGAUGAGUGAAUUGCCGCACAUACUGCCCGAUUACAUGCUGGUGUUUGCCAUCCCAGUACUAGCGCAUGAUCCUGCUUUCUCCAAGUGGGACGAUGUGAAUGAUUUGACGAAGGCGAGAUUGUGCCUCUGGUUUAUUCUCGAGCCGCUUAUUAGCAAGAGCGAGUACUUUAGCUAUGGAUUUUACAAGAACUGCAUCGAGCGUAUGAAGAAUCACAAGGAUUCACUACGACCUGAUGAUGAUUCAAUAAAUUACAAAUUAUGGGCGUUAUGCGAUUUAACGAGCGGAUUGCUCCUGACGAAGACGUUACACUACGACAUGAAGGACUUCCCGUCUGACACACGAAUACCUGCGAUGUACUUCACACCGCAGACAGAUUUCGUCAACGCGAGAGUAUUCCUCCCGCCAGAGUUGCAGUAUCAACCGAAGAAGACCGGCAUCACACUGUCAAUGAUCAACGCCGAGCGAAACAAGAAGGUGAAGAAUAAGCACACCAAGCUGGAACCCUGUGGGCCGCUAGGCACAGACGUCCAACAGCCGCCUCAAGUAUUAAUUAAAGGAAUAGAUGCCCAGCCUUCAGAAGCGUCGGAAACGAAGAUACAAGUCCCGGGUCUGGAAGACAUCGACGAGCCGCCGGCGAAGCGUCUACGCGAGCGAAUAAAACUUGAGAUGGAUAAGUGACCGGAUGCCUCAUUGUAAAUAUGGAUUGUAUUUCUAAACAAGUUAAAUGAUAACUACCGAUAGUCGAUCUCCUUUUUUUCUACGUUUUAUUUGUAACGUCUGUCGACAGUCGCAUGUAAUUUCCACACAAAGCAGUAUAUUCCGACGAAAGAGAACAAUAACAGAAAUAACUAUACACUGUUAUUUGAAUUCUCUGAUUGUGUAUUUGAAUGAAGACAGUAAUUUUAAUAUCGCGAGGAGGACACAUUAACUCAACUGUACUGUACAAUAAGAGAAAGAUAGUGCCGAAUGGAUUUGGGGGUGAGAGUACGAAAGAGGGUGGUUCGUUUCUGGUAAACGCAACUAUUAUAUUCCUUGAACGUUUUGUUCAAAAAGCCGAAAGAAGUACCCGCUGUGUUUUUUUCAUUUUUAUCAUACUAUGAUGAUUUCUAGUUUAAGUUGUACAAUGAUUCAUCUAUUAAGUUAGCUUAAAAUGUAAGUUUUACGGACACUCAACACAAACACAUUUACAUCUUUUCAUUAUUAUGUAUUUAUUUGGUUGUAUUGGAUUGGUGUAAAUGAUUACAAUUUGCUCUUUUAUGUUCAGUGUAGUUUUAUCUUAUGUUAUUUCGAAUGCGUUCAUUUUCCAUCCCGAUUAUGUAAUUUACAUUUGGAGAAAUAUUUUUUUUACAAAUGUAUACUUAAGAGUAAAAAAACUAUACAUAAACAA
Molecule: messenger RNA, 4626 nt
Organism: Dalotia coriaria
Lineage: Eukaryota; Metazoa; Arthropoda; Insecta; Coleoptera; Staphylinidae
Product: sister chromatid cohesion protein PDS5 homolog B-B-like
Exons: 7
Coding region: 282-3917 (1211 amino acids)
Biological process (GO): DNA repair; mitotic sister chromatid cohesion
Cellular component (GO): chromatin; nucleus
Source: RefSeq, a predicted model, not a curated record